AGACUCCUGCGUCAUGACAAUAGCUCAAUCGUCGAGUGGUCGGAAGUCUCGGAAACAACCUUUCGCAGCUGAAGCGGCAACUGCAUUCCAAAGUUGCGAUCUGUAAGCCUCGGACCGCCGGGGCUCUUUCAUCCAGAGAAGUAUAUGCUUUCCUAUCACAUCUAUCACUCCGUGAUCGAUUGAUCUCUGUUUGGCGUGACGAAGCACACUUCAUCCAGUCCUAUAUUCUCACUAUAGCACCCGCUCUCUCUUGCAUACCCUUGGCCACGUGAGCUACGAUUAAAGUGUGCUCUACUACUAACGCUCACCACGAAGAAGUACCAUGUUUGAAACAAACUUUUCCCAUGCCUCAGCCUCGCCGCUACCACCAAACGCCUCCAUCGACCUCGCCCUAGAACUACUACACGACUUCGAGUUCGUUAUCAGACUCAGCCCAGACUGCCGAGGAUGCAAGCGCAUCCCACCUCCCACAGCAAAGAAUGGCUAUCCUAAGACCAACGCCACUGCGCCCAACGGCACCACCGAAGACCAGACGCAAUACUACGAAGUAGAAGACGACCUACCCUUCAUGCCGAAGAAAUUCUGGAGCGGCGGCGUGAAGUACACCGCCGACUUCCAGCCCAAAGAAGACGGCUGCGACAUCACCGUCCACGCACCGGGUGGCUUCACAUCGACGAAUCAUUGGCGGAUACUGCGAGAAACCCUGCAUGAAGAAGCGAUGCCCACGCUCGAACGAGUGAAGUCUAAGGAUCUUUUGCAUGCGGAGACGACGGGUGGAGGGUGGUAUGUGCAGAUUAUCAGCGAUGCGAGGUGUAACAAGACGUUUGUCACGAUUGUGAAGGGCUUCCUGAAGAAUAGUCACGCCCAGUUGCAAGCGGCGUUCAUCGAAAAGUUGAGGGCGCCACCGGCGCAGCAGCGGUCGAGGAGGCCGACGUUGGGCCGUAGGAAGUCGAGCGAGUUCUGAAUGCAGGCCACUGUUAUGGUGGCAUAGGGUCGCGGCGCCUAAGGUGAGAUGGAAGGGCGUAAGGCUAAGGUUAGAAGCCACAAGUGGGUCGGCUAUAGUUAUCUUCGCGCUGGAGGUGGAUGCAUGUAAGAGUAGUACCCUAAUACUAAUGAUGACCUGCACUUACUUUUCGCACCCGAGCUCAC
Molecule: messenger RNA, 1149 nt
Organism: Baudoinia panamericana UAMH 10762
Lineage: Eukaryota; Fungi; Ascomycota; Dothideomycetes; Mycosphaerellales; Teratosphaeriaceae
Exons: 1
Coding region: 323-964 (213 amino acids)
Source: RefSeq, a predicted model, not a curated record